AUGAUUUUUUCUCAAAAGUCGCUCCUCCUUGUGGGAGUAGCUGCGUGCUCAGCGCUUGUGGCUGCCGGUGAUGAUUCCGCUCGGCCCCGCGGAGUCGGACCUGAAUUUGCCAAGUUCUACAAAGACACAACGACAUUCUCAUGCAUCACUCAUCCAGCGAUUCAGAUCCCCUUCUCCGCUGUGAACGAUGACUUCUGCGACUGUCCGGAUGGCAGUGAUGAACCCGGGACUGCGGCUUGCGCUCACCUGUCCGGUAACUCUCCGCUAAACGUCGCUCAUCGCCCUGGACAUAGCAACGAUAACCUCAAAGCGGCGCUUCCCGGGUUCUACUGUAGGAACAAGGGCCAUAAGCCGUCGUAUCUGCCCUUCCAACGGGUCAAUGACGGUAUCUGCGACUACGAGCUUUGCUGCGAUGGAAGUGAUGAAUGGGCUCGUGUUGCGGGCAAAAAGUGCGAUGACAAGUGUAAAGAGAUUGGCAAAGAAUGGCGCAAAAAGGAGGAGAAGAGGCAAAAGUCUAUGACGGCGGCAUUGAAGAAGAAGCGUGACCUUCUUGUGGAAGCGGGGAGACAGCAAAAGGAGGUGGAGGAUCGUAUCCAGAGCCUCACCACGGAGAUUGAGGGCAAGGAGGUGCAGCUGAAAGGCCUAGAGGCUGAUCUGGAGGAUAUUCAGAAGAAAGAACAGAAUAAGGUUGUGAAGGGCAAGAAAGCUGGCAAGGUGAACGUGCUGGCUGAGCUGGCCAAAGGCCGAGUGGAAGAGAUUCGAAACGCCUUGGUGGAGGUACGCAAGGAGCGUGAUGAGAUUCGAUCUCGGGUGCAAGAACUUGAAGACGUUCUAUCCAAAUUCAAGGUUGAGUACAAUCCGAACUUCAACGACGAGGGUGUCAAGCGCGCCGUCCGCAGCUGGGAAGACUAUGCUGCUCGGGGCACGGUAGAUACGAUACUAAACAGCGCCCGCGAUCGUGACUGGGAGGCCAUUGCCCAACCUGAUGAUGAACAAUCAGGGAUCAAUUGGGAGCAGUGGGAAACCGAGGGCGAUGAGGAACCCGAUCCUGUUUACAAGCUUGCAGCGUACCUACCCCCGUCGCUUGUUAGCUUCAUCGAAGCUAGGGUUAGCGAUGUCAUAAGCUUCCUAGAGACCAGCGGCUUCCUGCCUCACAGGGACAAGCCCUCAACAUCCGAAUCCAAAGCUGUAACACAGGCGCGGGAAGCCGUGAAAGCUGCGGAAAAAGCUAUCGGAGAUCUCAAGUCUCAACUCAAGAGCCAGCAGACGGAUUUGGAGACCGACUAUGGCACAGCUUCUAUCUUCCGUGCCCUGAAAGGUGUCUGCAUCUCAAAGGACGCUGGAGAGUACACCUACGAACACUGCUUCCUUGACCAGACAAAGCAGAUCCCAAAGAAAGGUGGAUCCUCCGCACGAAUGGGCAAGUUCGAGCGCAUCGGCUCGGUCACUGUCGACGAGCUGAGCGAAACUGGAGAAAUCGUCCCGGUCCAGAAGACGUCCCUGGAGUACACCAAAGGUCAAGGCUGCUGGAAUGGACCGGCACGCUCGACAACCGUCGUACUUGAAUGCGGCGAGGAGAAUGAGAUCUUGAAAAUUGCCGAGGAUGAAAAGUGCGUGUACUCCAUGAAGGUCACCACGCCAGCCGUUUGUGCUGGCGGGGAGGAACCGGGAAACGUGGCUCCGAGGGCCAAGGAUGAGCUGUGA
This is a messenger RNA of Aspergillus calidoustus, 1704 nucleotides long. Lineage: Eukaryota; Fungi; Ascomycota; Eurotiomycetes; Eurotiales; Aspergillaceae. The record is from the annotation of a GenBank genome assembly.